AAAAGACUUGAAAUUUUCGCACACAAAUCCCAAACCUAGUUUCGGUCAAUGGUUCGAAUCACAAGGCUUGCAAUAGUUUUUUUUCUCAAAGUAAAACGCAUCUCAAUUUUAUGACUUUCUCUCUAUGCACGAAGAAGCAAAGCAUCAGAAUUUCAUACCAUUUUCAUCACGAAUCUCAUAUUUCUUUCAUUGCAAAAAAAUCAUUUCUAUCUGAAAAGUAGAAAAGGUACUUAAAAAUCGGGUCUUGUCCAAGCAAGAAAAAUCUCACCUUUAAAUGGUUGAGUACAUGAUUUGUAAUCUUACAUAACACUCUUGCUAAGAUCCAUUGCUCUUUCAUGCUUACAAACCCUAAUGCGUAUUGGGGUUUUCUCAUUUUCCUCACAAUUCUAUGCAUUUCUCUAGAAUUAGACAUUAUUGAUUUCUGAAGAAAAAUGGAGUCUUGGAGAUGGCCUUUUGCUCUGUCGAUCUACUUUUGCUUAUUCACAUCUGGGUUUUCAUUAAUAGAUAAUUUCCAGCAAGCGUUUCCGAUUGUGGAGCCUGAUCCCGGCCAUACUAAACUUCGCAUUUCAAGAGAAGGCUUGGAGGCAAUAGAAAGAAUAACAAACCCAAUUGCAGCUGUCGCUGUAAUUGGUCCAUACCGUUCAGGCAAAUCUUUUCUGCUGAAUCAACUUCUUUCCCUUUCAUGUGAUGAAGGUUUUGGUGUUGGUCAUAUGCGCGAUACCAAAACGAAAGGAAUAUGGGUAUGGGGAACCCCUAUAGAAUUAACAAUUGAUGGAAUAAAAACAUCCGUGCUUUAUCUUGAUACAGAAGGGUUUGAAAGUGUUGGAAAGUCUAACGUAUACGAUGACAGGAUUUUUGCGUUAGCAACUGUUAUGAGUUCUGUGCUUAUAUACAAUCUCCCUGAGACGAUCCGUGAAGCAGAUAUAUCUCGGCUGUCAUUUGCUGUUGAGCUCGCAGAAGAAUUUUAUGGAAGAGUGAAGGGGCAGGAUAUCGCAUUUGAGCCUGCAAAACUUUUGUGGCUCAUCCAACGCGAUUUUUUACAAGGAAAAUCUGUGCAACAGAUGGUGAAUGAAGCUCUUCAACGGGUUCCUAAUGCCAAUAGUGAUAAAAAUAUUGAUCAGGUUAACCAAAUUCGAGAGUCUCUAGCAAUUAUGGGUGAUAAUAGUACUGCAUUUAGCUUGCCACAGCCUCAUCUCCAGCGGACGCAACUUUGUGAGUUGAAGGAUGGUGAACUGGACCCUAGCUAUAUUAGGAAAAGGGAGCAGCUGAAAGAACUUGUUGCUUCCAUUAUUCGUCCUAAAAUCGUGCAGAGUAAACGCCUAAACGGGAAGGAGUUUGUAGCUUUCUUAGAGCAGAUUCUUGAUGCUUUGAACAAAGGGGAGAUCCCUUCUACAGGCUCUCUUGUGGAGGUUUUCAAUAAAGGAAUUCUAGAGCGGUGCUUGAAGUUGUAUAGCGAAAAGAUGGGUCAGUUGCGAUUACCCAUACCAGAGGGAUCUCUGCAAGAAGUUCAUGAGGAGUCAAGAACAGAAGCAAUGAAAUCCUUUGAUGAGCAGCAUUUCGGACAUCACCAUGCAAAGCAAUCUGUUGAGAAGCUGGAUACUGAGAUACUCAUAGCAUACAAGAAUUACAUUCUGGCAAAUGAAUACAAGUCUUCAAAGCUGUGUGAGGGACUGUACAUGCGGUGUGAAGACAAAAUGGACCAGCUUCAGGUUCUGAGGCUUCCUUCCAUGGCUAAAUUUAACGCAGGUUUCCUUCUGUGCAAUCAAAGCUUCGAGGUCGAGUGUGUGGGGCCCUCUAAAGUUAACUACGAACAGCGGAUGGCAAAGAUGCUCGGGAAGUCCCGGUCUUUAUUCAUAAAAGAAUACAACCACAGGCUCUUCAAUUGGUUGGUGGCGUUUUCCCUCGUCAUGGUAAUUGUUGGUAGAUUCGUUGUAAAGUUCUUUUUAAUGGAGAUAGCAGCAUGGGUACUAUUUAUAUUCUUGGAGACGUACACGAGGAUGUUCUGGUCAGCUGAGUCUCUUUAUUACAAUCCCGCAUGGCAUUUCAUUGUUGCAACUUGGGAGACUAUUGUUUAUAGUCCCGUCCUUGAUCUAGACAGAUGGGCAAUACCAGUUUGUUUGAUUCUUGCGAUCUUUAUUCUAUAUUGGCGGUGUUGUGGGAAAAGGAAACACGGGGUACGUGGUCUGUUACCUUUAUACAACACUCGCGGCUCAAACAGAGAGAGAACUGACUGAAAUGCAAAAAACUUCAGCUGAUACAAUAUGACCAAUUUUAAGAGAAGAAGUUUGAAGCUGUUGGAAAGUUUCCCUCUCUUAUUCAUCUCUCUUGGGCUAAUCUAAUUUUUACACGGAGCCGGUCGGAUUCUUAGAAGAUACAGGAAGGACAUGAUACAAGAAAAGAAGAAAGUUUAUUAAAUUUUGUGAUCAUAGUAAUAGUAAGUGAGCAAUGUCUCCUUUUAUGUAACUGAAAAUUGCAAUACUUAAUGAUGACAAAUUUGUUGAACUCCAAUUAUUUGUCUUUUAUUGUUGUUCUGAAAAAUUUAGUUCAACGACACUUCACUGUAUUAUCAUCAUCUACUAUCUAUAAUUCGAAAAUUCAAAGCAA
Papaver somniferum (opium poppy) is the source of this 2604-nucleotide messenger RNA. RefSeq names its product guanylate-binding protein 4-like. The transcript is spliced from 16 exons. Bases 432 to 2234 code for a protein of 600 amino acids. NCBI's taxonomy places the organism in Eukaryota, Viridiplantae, Streptophyta, Magnoliopsida, Ranunculales, Papaveraceae. The record is from RefSeq and is a predicted model, not a curated record. Gene Ontology annotation, molecular function: GTPase activity; GTP binding.